AUGAGGCUUUUAAUAUUAAUAGCCUCUUUGUGGGCUAUAGCUUAUGCUAAGCCUGAAAUGUACAGAGAAAGUGAAGAUUUUCAGUAUUCAAGAAGUUCUUCAGACGAAGGCAAAAAGUCAGGAUUCUAUGGAUCUCAAAGAGGGAAUAUGGGAGGUAAUUACGAACGGGCACACAAUAUGGAUGGAUUAGCUCAGCACCAAAUGAGUACGGCUGUUCGUCAAGUAGAAGGUGAACUCGGCGAUGGAGCAAAGGAAAAGUCAGGCAGUGUUUUCACAGCCGCCAACACAAGAGGAAUUUUUGGGUCCGGGCACUACGAUCUCAGCAAUCUACAAGGCAGAAAUUUCGACGAGAGUAGUAAUAGUGACUCACUGUCGCAUUCAUCUUUAACCUCUCAAAAUACUGGCUACAGAGGCUUGGCGCAUAACUCCGGUUAUAACAGCGGGUACACAAAGAGUUCUAGACAAAGUACGGAUUUUGCAUCAGCCGAUUAUUCUGCAGAUCAUUCUACUGAUUUUACUCAAAGUAAAUUCGUAGAUGGUGUCCAACAAGCUAUCAAUCAACACAGCUACGGUAACCAAGAGGCUUUAGGCAGUGAUUACAAAUAUUAUUCUCACGGUGGAAAUCGGGCACAGAAUCAAUUGGUUGGUGCAAAUCUUCAUAGCACUUACGAUUCAUACGGCAGGCGAAUCACAGAUACCCCGGUAAGAGUUAUUAUGAGGCCAGGUACAAUUGUAACAGUACCAGUUUCUGCUCAAACAUACGACGCUUCAUCUUCGUCAUUAAGAGGUGCAUCUUAUGGUCAAAACUCUUUAAAUACAGAAGCUGAAGAACUAAGCAAUAGUGAUAGUGUUUACGUAAAACCAAACACAGUUUAUUAUACAAAGCCAAAACAUUAUGAAUCAUCCUACAAUUACCGAAAAGAAUGGGAGAAACACAGUGCGCAUCCGGAAGCAUAUAUUCCUACAGAAAACCCAUUCACAAAAAAUAGUGAACUUUAUGACGAUUCUCUUUUAUUACAAAACGCUAAGAGACAAUACAAUGCGGUAGAUUCGAGCAGUGCUCAUGUUGGUAGCGAUGUUGUCCGGUCUAGAAACUCUAAUAUUGGUCACUUGAAAAGCGUGAGUGCUGCUCAACAAUCUAAUAUAUAUAAUACAAAAUCGUCAUCGGGACAUCAAUCUCAAUAUAAUUAUGAAACAGCAAAUAACCAAAACGCUGCAGCAUCAGCACAUUCAAAUUCCUACACACUGGGAACUCAAAAUACCGGAGCUGCUGUUGAUGCUAACGACUUAGUGGAAAACAUUGACUCAAAACCGAAAAGUUAUCACUCUUCUUACGCCUAUCAUAAGUCAUGGGAGCGACGCGGCGAUCCUUACGUAAUAAAACCCAUAGGUGGAGAUAACAGUGCACAAAUAUCACAAAAACUUGUAUCUGGGUCUGCUAACCAAGGCACGCAUUCAUCUCAUCAAUACGGAUCUCUCUACAAUCAGGCGCAUCAGAGUUUAACGAAAAGUGGUGUAGAUUGCGACGAAAACGGUCACAUCCGAGUUGCCCGGUCAUCCCAGGACCAUCCUCGGCAACAAGAUCAACAGCAAUUUGAGGAUCUAGGACAAGAAAUCCAAAAUCACUGGGGCGGACUAGAGGACCUGGGGCAGCAAACACAAAACAAAUGGGAUAACCUUCAAGGACAGUUUAGUCAACAAAGUCAGAAUUUAGAAGAUUUUGGUCAACAAAACUUAGACAAUUUAAAUCAACAACAUCAAAAUCUUGAAGAUCUUGGACAGCAAAAUCUAGAAAAUUUAAAUCAACAAAAUCAAAAUCUUGAAGAUUUUGGACAGCAACAUCUAGAAAAUUUUAAUCAACAACAUCAAAAUCUGGAAGAUCUUGGUCAACAUAAUUUAGAAGAUUUUGGACAGCAAAGCAAUAAUCUUGGUCAGCAAUUACAUAAUCAAUGGGACCAAUUUAAUGAACAAUCAUCAAGCAUCAUAAGUGAAGAAACGCCAGAGUUAGAAUCCUUUCGAGAACCAAAGGUGAAUAAACAAAACAUAGGUCCUUUAUCAGACUUUAACCAACAUCAAGAAAGUGACAAACAAAAAGCAAAUACCUUCUGGAAUCAACACCAAAACUUUGAUGCCCAUGAUGUUUCACAAAAUACCGAUCGAAUGGAAAGCUUUACAAAUGAAGACUUUCAAAUUAGAGACAGCCACCAAUUGCAAAAUCAAUUAGAAUUGCAAAAGAAAUUAUACGGAACCAUGUAUGAUAUUUUAAGCAAACAAAAAACAAAUGACAACUUUCAACCUUCAACCUCUUAUAGUAAUCCAAUUAAUUACCAUCAUAAUAUAAACUACAAUGAUGGUGAAAACCAAUAUACAGGAUUUUCACAUUAUAGUCAUGAGGCUAGUAACAAUGGUAUGAGUUCAUCAUGGCAGAAACAAUAUAAUAUUCAAGGAAGUCAUAAUAAUAAUAAGCCUACAGCACCAUUACAAAAUUUUUGGAGUAAGCUAGAUAAUUUAGAUACACAAGGAAUGAUAAAUACAAAUAAGGACACUAAAGAUGAAAAUUUAUACUCACAAAUGUCAGAUUUUGACUGGAGUAACUCAAAUUGGGGGCAGUUUCAUGCACACCAUGAUAACCAUAUGUUUGACGGCUCCUUCGCUCAUAAUGAUGAAAAAAAUUCUGUAACUUCUCAAAUUUUAAAAGCAACCACUGGUGUAAAUAGUGUAUCGUCAACAGAAAUUUCUGCAACAACAACUAUACCUAGAUAUAAUCCAAUAUCCAAUAUGCCUGUAAGCCCUAUUGAUGUUGGACGUGGAGACAUAGGGGCAGAUGAAACAACUGAACCAAAGAAUGAAAAUGAACACACAAAUGUUUAUAUUCCUAAUUCACCUCACAGACAUUAUAAAACUACAGAAGAAAUUGAAUCUUUGAGUUUAACAGAAGAAAACGAUAACAGUGCAAAAGUGUCACCUGUAAACUCACAAGAGACUACUGAAUACAUGUGGAACCAAUUAUUUAAGCACCAUAAUGUAGUAGAGCAUAAAGUUGAGGAUUUGUCUUCAACUCAAACCUCUACAACUACCAAAGAAAUUAAAUAUAAACCAACAGAAAAGUAUAGUAUUACUUACACAGAUAAAGAUGCUAUUCCCAGUAUAGAGAAAAUAAAUAAGCAAAAAGAUAUGACACCUGAAGUUGAAGAUACUGCCCAUAAAGUAGAACCAUUCCCAUUACAUAAUGAAGAGAAAAAUAGUGCUCAGCAUGGUUUAUUCCAUUCAUAUAACUUUGAAGAACAAAGUCAAGAACCAGCAAAAGAGAGCGAGAUUCAACAAAAUGUGAAUGAGCAAUUUGAAGAUUUCGGACAGCAAAUUCAAAACACUUAUGAUAUUGGACAAUCUAGCCAAUCCAUCUGGGAGCCAGCCAAUUCAGAACAUAGUGAAGUACAACAACUAGAAAAUUUUGGAAGUUUUGAAAACAAUGACAACCAACAAUUUGAACCAUUAGAAAGAAGCAAUGAUAAACUUCAAAGUCAGAGUUUGUUGAACUUUGAACAACACAAUUCUUGGGAACCAGUAAUUAAUAAUCAACCUAAUAACCAGCAGCAACAACCUAUGUCUUCAACUAUUAAAACAUUUAGCCAAGAAUUUAAUGAAAAAGAAGGAGGUCCCCCAUCUGUCCCAAAAGUAAUUGCUCCAGAAGAAACAGCAACAGAAAAAGCAGGCUUUUGGAAAUCUUUUGGGAACAAAUUUACAGGUGCAAAAGAUACAGUAGUAUCAUGGUUUAAACGUAGUUAA
This is a messenger RNA of Pieris macdunnoughi, 3786 nucleotides long. Lineage: Eukaryota; Metazoa; Arthropoda; Insecta; Lepidoptera; Pieridae. The record is from the annotation of a GenBank genome assembly.